Messenger RNA from Anisakis simplex (herring worm), 2607 nucleotides. NCBI's taxonomy places the organism in Eukaryota, Metazoa, Nematoda, Chromadorea, Rhabditida, Anisakidae. The record is from the annotation of a GenBank genome assembly.
AUGCCGGAAGCUCCAAGUGGAUCGACCACAGAAUCUGUGAUACGACCAACAAUCACAGGUUUAUCACCAAAAGAAGGUGUACCUGGUGCUCAGAUUAAAAUUCGUGGUGAGAAUCUUGGUACUGGACAGUCCGAUCUACUGGCUUUAUCAAUUUGUGGAACAGAUUGUUUGAUGUCAGCAAGAUGGAAAUCACCUUCAUUGAUCGUUGCAAGAGUUGGUCAAGCAAAGCGUGGCGUUGGGGAAAUAAUAAUAGUGACCAAAUCGAUGGGUCGAAGUGUAUCGAAUGUCACGUUUCGGGUAUUUAUUGUUCAAGUGGGGCCAUUAGAGGAAAGUGCUGUGUGGGUGGAUGAGUCACGAACUGUGCCAGCACGCGAGGCAAUUCGCAACAUUCCUGAAACAACUGAAUCUGUUGAUGCACUCGGCCUUAAAGUAGAACCUCAAAAGAAAAUGCCACAGACUUCGCUAAUGCAAAUGUUCCCUGAUGGAUCGGGUAAUCGUCGUAUGGAAAAUUUCAGUCCUGCUUGGUAUCUGCUCGAAAACCAUCGGCAAACAUCGUUUGUUCUACGAUUGUUGGAUGAUCUGCGUAAAGGUUUAUCAAAUUUAACACGUAAUGCGAAAGAAGAAGAGAAAAGUAAUGCGGAUAUUCAUCGCGCCAAUCUUUGUUCAUUGAUCAGUUGUGUUGAUGCGUUAGCGACUCUUCAUGAUCGAGUACAACUCGAGAAAAACACUCGAGGAUGGCCGUUAACAAAGAAUAUCUUCGAUGAGUUAGUUGAGUCACAUUCGACGGCUGAAUCACUAUUCCAUGAAGUGUUGAAUCGUAAGGAUCGUGCUGAUGCGACUCGAAAUGCACUCUCGAUUCUCACACGUUUCCGCUUCAUUUUCUUCCUUUCAAGCGCCAUCGAUGAAAAUCUUGCCAAGGGUGAAUAUUCAACGAUAUUAAAUGAUUACACACGAGCAAAAUCCCUUUUCAAAGACACAGAAGUGGCACUUUUCAAGGAAGUAAUGCACGAAUUGGACUGUAAAAUGGAAGUGUUCAAAAAGAAUAUGAAACAGCGCCUGAUCGAUAUGCCGACUUCAUUCGAAGAUCAAAGUAAACUCAUCAAAUAUCUUAAGGUGCUAGAACCUGAAUCAGAUCCAGCGUGGGAUUGCAUAACUGCUUACCAUUGUUGGCUGGAAGAUUUGCUGUGGCAAGUUCAAUUCAAACAUCACAAAAUCGUGGUUGAUGGAAACGCGCAUAGUCGUCAAGAUUUUGUGCAGGCGAUCGUGAAUUUGAUCACAGACAAGCUACAGACGUUCUGGAAAUUAUCACAGGUCUAUUCGGUGUCUGCAAGCAACGUGAAUUAUGUGAAUCGUCAACAUGAUAUUUGUCAAAUGUUAAUCAAUACAAUAAACGUGUCAUCGUGGUUGAUGUUAAAUGCACUUGUGCCAUCCUCACUUCCUGAAGCAGUUCAAACACAAUACAAAGAACAAUUUGUCGAGUGGCCACCGAUCUCUUCCACGGCUCUUACAAAUCAACUUUUCGCUUCGCUCAAAAUACUCAGGAAUUGUAUAAGCACAAUGCUUGAUUAUAACUUCACAAGUGAGCAUCUGCAACCGUUGAUUGAGUUAUGCAUGACGAUUCGUCUAAAAUGUUUAUCGAAGAUUGUGGAAAAAACUACUCGAGGAGUCAUUGCUUUGGGAAGCAAAGAAAACUGGAAGAUAGAAAAUGUUCAAAAUGAUCAUGCCAAGACAUUGCUUCCAGAUUUGUACGAAAAUGAGGUGAAUGAUUCAUUAUCAUCAAUUGGUCAAGUUUUGUCAUUUUGUGGAUUUUCUGGUGAAAUGGAUUUGUUCACAAGGGAACCGUUUCGAUUGAUGUUGAUUGAUUUGUUCUCAAUCGUAGUCACAUCAAUACGUGAUUGUAUUGAGCAUGUUGUGCAGUUAAGGAGUGAUGUUCGUCGACCGGCUGCAUUGGUUGGUGAAAAUACAGUUGGUAGUAAGAAACUAUUGAUUGCGAUUUGUAAUAUGGAAUACGUUUUGGCCUAUUCAUUGCCAUCACUUUGCAGAAGAUUAUCUGAAAGUGGUGUGAAAUACAGUGAUUUGAUUUUUGAGCGAAGUCGAGAGCAGUUGACCAGCUUUCGUGAAAGUCUUGUCAAGAAUUAUCUUCAGUUAAAGUGUGGAACUUUUUCGUCGAUUAUUGAAUCGGCGAACUACGACGAUUUACCAUGUGACGAUGUUUCUGAGUAUAUCAAGGAAUUGAUGAUGUGUAUGGUGUUUAUACAGUCUGAAAUAUGUUUAAUGGCUCCUCAACUUAUUCAUGAGGUAUUGUGUCCAGCAACACAAAUCGCAUUCGAGCAGUUAAUGGAAUCCUUAUCCAAAUUGGAUAAUUUAUCCGUUGAUCAAAACACACAACUUGUUGCCGACCUCUCCGCCCUUGAAGAAACUCUUCAAAAUUUCCUCUCACUUGAAAUCAGAACUAUUCUCAAUUCGUUUCGUGCUGCUCAUAUGAAGAAUCUCGAUCAAACAUAUUUUCAACGCAUUCUGCGUAAUUUCCGAGCUGCGAUGCGUAUGGCAAUCGCCAGCUUGAACUGUGAACAUGCAAACGUUCCGAAUGACACAUCGAAUGUUUAA